Messenger RNA from Funneliformis mosseae, 1635 nucleotides. Lineage: Eukaryota; Fungi; Glomeromycota; Glomeromycetes; Glomerales; Glomeraceae. The record is from the annotation of a GenBank genome assembly.
AUGAAUUCUUUACAAACAGAGACGCGGCAUAUACGGCCUUAUGUACAUUAUCAUUGCGGUUGUCCUGAUGUUAAUAAUCCUACUACUAGCAUAGAAUCAGAGAAGGAAGAAGAGACCUUUAAUAUUUAUUCACCUGGAAUACAUUUUUCUACUUUUCCUAUAUCUAAAUUAUAUUUUUGUGACGAUUGUCAUCAAAUAAGAUGUCCUAGAUGUGUCCAAGAAGAGAUAGUUUGUUAUUACUGUCCUAAUUGUUUAUUUGAAGUCCCAACAGCCAGUGUGAAAAGUGAGAGAAAUAGGUGUGCACGUAAUUGUUUUCAAUGUCCGAUAUGUCAAAACACACUUUCAGUUGUAGCUAGUAGUGAGCCACAACCAACUCCAUUACCUAUCUCACCUACCAUGCCUACCGUUUCAGCCACCGGAGCACCGUAUUAUCUUUCAUGUGGUGUUUGUCGUUGGGAUUCACAAGAGAUAGGAAUGACUUUUGAAAAGGCAACUGGUCUAGCAUUACAACUUCAAAAGACUGAGGAUGAGAGACCGGAUGUUAAAGAAUUUGAUCAUCUUAAAGAUCAAUUUGAAAAACACUUGCGACAUAACACACCUUCUACAACCCUACCCUCUUCUUUAUUAUCUAUUCCAGGAAUGUCAAUGAAUAGUUUUAGCAGUAGGUAUGGUAACACCGGAUUGGCUCAUGCUCAGCAAAAAUCGGAUGAUGUUGAAAAGUAUGAAGCUGCCGUCGAUAAAGUUGAACCUGAAAGUGGAUUGGUUGAUGACUUGGUUCAUUUAACAGACGUAAACCAAAUUACUACAUUAACUCAAAGAAUGAAUCAACUUAGUGAUCAACCUUACAAAGUGGAGCGUCUUCAACCACAACGAAUCCAUCUUCGCACAAAGCGUGUAAAGAGAUGUCGUUCGUGUCGUCAUAUUCUCAUUAAACCAGAGCAAAAGGCUCAAGCGACACGAUUCAAGAUUAAACUUGUUGCAUUGAAAAACAUUCCAAAGAUUACCAUAGCAAGUUUACCAAAACUUAUCCUUAAUCAACGUACACAAAUUGUUUUGAAAUUUUCAAAUCCAUUAUAUGAAGAAAUUUCGGUUGAUUUAACUAUACAAGAGGAAACUAAUGAAUGUGGAAAAGUUACGAUCCUUGCGCCACAUUUUAAUAUUACACCAUAUAAUGAAGUAUUGGAAUAUGAAGAGGAUUUAAUUUCAUCAAGGCGUGCUGCAAAAGCUGAUAUUGGUAUUUAUGAAAAGCGUGGUAAUUCUACAAGUAUCAUACUUGAAAUCACUCCAUUAGCCGAAGUUGAAGAAUUCAAAUUUCCCCUUUUGGUUAAAUAUACUAGUAAAAACACCGAAAAUAAUGAGAAUGAUGGUGUCACAACAGAAGAAAAAUCAUCAGAAGAAACCAAUUCUUCAAAAGCUGUAGCAAGCGAUGAAAUUUCUGCAGAUGAAAGUAAUGAAAUCACAAAAUCUUUAUCUUUCUGGACUGUUAUAGGAUUGGGAAAUGUUAUUAAAGCACCUGCAGGAACGUCAGGUACAACGGUUAAAGGACCAAGAACGGAACCUUCUGGAUCAAAAGGAUCAUCAUCAAGAGGUUCAAGUAGUGGUAAUCGUUCUGGAACUAGCAACUCAAAAUCUUAA